Messenger RNA from Phytophthora nicotianae INRA-310, 522 nucleotides. RefSeq lists its product as hypothetical. The transcript is spliced from 2 exons. NCBI's taxonomy places the organism in Eukaryota, Oomycota, Peronosporomycetes, Peronosporales, Peronosporaceae. The coding region runs from base 147 to 356 and encodes 69 amino acids. The record is from RefSeq and is a predicted model, not a curated record.
AUCCAACCGUCGAGUCUUUAGUGGCUGUUGGGUGCCAGGUCUCAGCUAGAAAAGCUUCUUUGGCACUUGGUCCCAAGUUGCAGACUUUGGGCUUGGAUGCAAUAGGCAAUUCAUUCGUGAAAAAACUCUCAAGUGAACAAACAACCAUGGCCAUUCCGUUCGAUAAUCCCAGCAAGGUUGCCAACGAUGUCAAGAGCAACGUCAAGAGCAACGUCAAGGGCAACAAAUUUGCGACUCCGUUGAUGAUUGCCGCCGGUGUAGGUGCUUUGGCGUGGUUCAUGGCGUCGGACCGCAAGCACGAGCCCGCUCCCCCUCAUGACCGCGAUCCCCGUGCACCACCCUCCAAGAUGAAGUGAUCGGCGCGCAACAGCUACGCCGAACAAGUCUAGGCAGAGUGAGCAAGAAGUGAAGAUGGAGGAGUUCGUGGCUGAUAUGAAGGUCUGCGAAAGCAGACAAAUAAGACUUCGAAUACAUUUAUUCUGUUGAAGAAAAUGUGUGGGCGAGUGUUUUCAAUUGAACGGC